CAGUCCGCGCUGAACCGCCGUGCCGUUCUAGACGUUAUAUUCUAUAUACCUGGUGAGUUUUAUGAUGUGUCGGACGGUAUGAUAUAGGUGCGGAGCCGUUACCAGUGUUCAUGGAUGUGUGGCCGUCGAGGAUGGUGGCGGAGGAGGGUCGCACGAGGGCCACUGACUUCUCCAUAGCGGCCAUCAUGGCCAGGAGUUCGGAUCAGCCGCGCAGCCCAGGAGCCAGUUCGCCUUAUCUCGGUCCGUCUUCAAGACAGAGUUCCCCAGCAUCUCUGAGCUCCCCCGCAUCAAGUUGUCGUUCGCCAGCUCCUGAAGAAGAUGUCGAGGUGGAUGUAGAGCAGUGCUCUGAUGGAGAAAGGGAUGCCUCGGACACUGCUGCCCCAUCACCCGCCCCUUCAUCAGAGUUAGGUGAAAGGGACACCCCUUCCCCGGCGCGGCCUCUGCCAACGCCGGUGACAUCUUGUAAUUGUGAGGAACUGCUCUCUGUCGACUGUCAGUUGGAGACUAAGGAACUGUGGGACAAGUUCCACGACCUGGGCACGGAGAUGAUCAUCACCAAAACUGGGAGACGAAUGUUCCCGACGGUGCGAGUGUCUUUCGCGGGAUGCCGAGCCGAGGCUCGUUACGCCGUAUUGCUGGACGUGGUGCCGGUGGACGGCAAGCGUUACCGAUACGCUUACCACCGCUCUUCCUGGCUGGUGGCCGGCAAGGCAGACCCUCCCGCGCCAGCGAGGCUCUACCCUCACCCCGACUCACCCUUCUCCGGGGAUCAACUUCGCAAGCAGGUCGUCUCCUUUGAGAAAGUCAAACUCACAAACAACGAGAUGGACAAAAAUGGACAGAUCGUACUCAACUCAAUGCAUAGAUACCAGCCCCGGAUCCACCUAGUGAAGGUGCGGGAUGGAGGCGGUCCUAUCACGGAUCUAUCCCGGGAGCAGCACAGGACUUUCAUCUUCCCGGAGACGGUAUUCACAGCCGUCACCGCCUAUCAGAAUCAGCUGAUCACCAAGCUAAAGAUCGAUUCGAACCCAUUCGCCAAGGGAUUCCGGGAUUCGUCUAGACUCACCGAUUUUGAUAGGGAUCCUAUGGAGCUGAUGUUGAUGGAGCAGCAACUGCUUCGUUCUCCGCUUCGAUUGUACUCCGGCAGCAGUAGCGAAGAAGAAGCUGAGAAAAGGGCAGCCUGGGCAAGAACACCUCCUGCACUUCAGCUGCUAGCACUAGGCGGUAGAGCCUGGCCGUCAGCUUGGCCUCAACCCCUCGCAAUUCCUCCAGAUCUCUGGCUUCAGAAACCCCCACCACCUAUGAGAUAUUGUCCAUACCCGCCGCCGGCACACCCCUCAGCGAAUCCUCCCCGGCCUGAGCACGCGCCCUCGCCCAGACAUCCAAUGUAAACUAAAUCCUUGUUCUAUAUCUAAAAGUGCUGUGAAAGUGAACCGAUGAAAGACAUUCAGGUGAUGUAAGACUAUGUACCUAAUAAAUUAAUAUAAUUCCUUAGCUUUUAAUAGAUGUAUUUUAGUAAUUUGAAGGUUCCUACCCCAAGUGUAUAACUUUAAAUGUAUAGUUAGAUCAAUUAGAAGACAGUUACCUGCUUAUUUUUUUUUUAUUCUGUGGCAUUUCAGUGACAUCUAAUACUAUUUAUACGAAAUCUGUACAGAUAAAAAAAUGUGUUAAAUUAUUUAUUAUAUAACCAAAGAUUCUAACAGCUAUCAGAAUAAUGAAAUUACAUAGAUGUGAAAUUUAGCCUUACUUAAUUAUUAAUAGACAUGUUAAAAAGACAUUCCACUGUAUUGUAUGCUUUAAGAUAUUCCGUUUGAUUUAAACUAUCGAUUUGAUGUAGUUUAAAAAAAAAUUAACCCGUCUAAACAUGUGUCCGGGAACAGUAUAGAGGAUUAAAAUUUUAUUAAUAAAAUGUUUUUCUAUUUAAUUUAUUACAAUUUUAUUAUAAACGUAAUAUGUACUUUCUGUUUUGGUUGUCUUAUUAAAUGUUUUAUAUACGUAGCUGCUAUUGGAACAUUGUUUCGGUUUUUAAAACUAAAAUUGUAUCUAUUGUAUUUAUUGUAAAGCGUUUAAUUAAAUUAUUUUUGUAGAAUAAUCACUGUAUAUAAGGGGUCACGUAGUUCAUAGUUUUAAGAGAUCUUUGAAUUUAAUACGUAGCUGACAAAACGCGAACACCACGACAUAAAACGAUGAGAUACCCUCCUUUUAUUACCUGCAACAUUAACUUUCAUUCAUUACCUACAACAUAUUUAUUUAUACGUAUAGAUUAAAUGUAUUACUGAAUAAUAAUAUUUUUCUGUAUGAUCCUUUGUAUUUUGAUAUCAAAUUAUUAACUGUUCGCGUUCGUAGUGACACAUAUCAGGGUUGAUCCCUACGUGUUAAUAAAAUAAACAAUCGUAA
Danaus plexippus (monarch butterfly) is the source of this 2397-nucleotide messenger RNA. RefSeq names its product T-box protein H15 (gene mid). The transcript is spliced from 6 exons. The record is from RefSeq and is a predicted model, not a curated record. Lineage: Eukaryota; Metazoa; Arthropoda; Insecta; Lepidoptera; Nymphalidae. Gene Ontology annotation, molecular function: RNA polymerase II cis-regulatory region sequence-specific DNA binding; DNA-binding transcription factor activity, RNA polymerase II-specific. Gene Ontology annotation, biological process: cell fate specification; positive regulation of DNA-templated transcription; heart development. The coding region runs from base 111 to 1391 and encodes 426 amino acids. Gene Ontology annotation, cellular component: nucleus.